Molecule: messenger RNA, 3606 nt
Organism: Silurus meridionalis
Lineage: Eukaryota; Metazoa; Chordata; Actinopteri; Siluriformes; Siluridae
Gene: nxnl2
Product: nucleoredoxin like 2
Exons: 2
Coding region: 2814-3284 (156 amino acids)
Biological process (GO): photoreceptor cell maintenance; sensory perception
Source: RefSeq, a predicted model, not a curated record
GGGUACUGAGUGUAGAUUAAUGAGGGAAAAAAAAUCCAUUUGAAUGAUUUUAGUUUCAACCUAAAAAUAAAAGCAGUGCAUUGAAGUGACCUGAUGUCAAUGUGUUCAUCCUCUUUGGCAGCCAUCUUGAGGACAAUUAGUAGUCGGAUUUCCAGAACUAGACAGUUUUAAAAAUGCUUGAUGGAACAUUUGGUAUUAGUAACGUAACUACUGAACCUAGCCUUAAUGUGUCAUGGUGCCGGAUUAAUAAGUUAUGCAUUGUCCGUUAUAUAUUAGUAAUCGAAUUAGUUACGUUAUUAUUGUUAUUAUAACAAUAGGAGGCCCUGUGUACAUUCGGCAUUCUAAUUCAUCCAAAUUGUGUUCAGUGGACUUGAUAUCAGUGGUGGACGCUCGAGUUUGCUCACUCCAACAUUGGCAAAACGUCUUUAUAGAGCUUGAAUUGUGCAUCUGUCACACUGGAGCAAGUACUGUAUGGGUCAUUGUGGAGAAAUUUUAAAAGUAGAGCAUAGAAAGACAUUUUAAUGUUCUAUAUUCAAUUGUGUGAUUUAAAUUUUGACAACAGUUUAAGGAAAGAAACAUGGUUGUGUGACUGUUAGGUGUUUAUGUACACUUGGUAUAGUGGAUAGCGUAUACAAAUAGAAUAGUUCAAAAUUAUACGAAUUUUAGUAGUUCUGAAUCUGAAACAGUUUUGUAGCAGACAUAAAGCUUGGAGCUUGGGAGCCAGCUAAAAUGCUGACUUUCACUACUUUUUCUUUAGCCACCAUAGACCACAGAGGUGAAUGAAUAGUGUUUGAAAGUUAUUUACAUGCUCAUUUUAACCUUUUAUAACUUGGUCAUGUAACAGAAUCAAUUGUAAAGUGUUCACUGGUGCAAUCUGGAACAAUCAGGCUGUCAGUCAUAUGCAGUCAAGUGCAAAUGAUUCAUUCAUAAUGAAUUAAUCAUGUCUUCUAUUUAUAAUAACAGCUAUUGUUAUGGAAUGUCUGCAAAAUAAGUUCAUUCCUGUUAUCACUUAAGCUAUAGCAGCUACAAACAUGUUUUCACCUGUAAAAUGUAAUGGUGCAAAGAAAUCGAAAUAAUCAUCUGCUCUGGAUUCUUCCAUGACACUAAAAAAACAUUUACACUGGAGACUCCUUCAAUGAAUGUCUUAUAUUUAGUUUCACAUUAACAUAUGAUUUGUCCUUUUAAUAAUUUGUUAAAAUAUCAAUAACAAUUUAUAGCAUUUAGAAUUAAUGCCUUAAUACAACCUGUGAUUUGCAUUCAAGUCAGAACGACAUUAUCAUUAUGUAAAGAAUAAUGAAAGAACAAUUGUGGUGGUGUACGAAAAUUAAUCACAUUGGGUUGGUAUUUAAUGUGCCACAUGCAUGCAAGCAAGAUGUAAUUAUUGGUUUAUAGUUUAACAGGAUGUUGUGGAAUAUCCAUUGAGCUCACUUCCUGAAGACUUGACUGUGCUCACAAACUUUCCAAACAGUGUUGUUAUGUCAAAAUAUUACACACCUUCUGACCAAUCAGAUUUAAGAUUUAAGGAGCAUGUGUGUAUUAUUACCUCAGAAAUGGAGUGACUUUGGUAGCAGUGACGUGAUUUAUAAAUGUAAUUUCAUGAUCAGCUUUUCAUUACGAGUUGCAAGAGGUUAUAGUGUAGAAAUACACCAGUACAGAUAAAGUGCAACAAACUGAGCUCAUUCAAAUACCACACCACCAAACCAUGGUGACCCUCUCUAAAGAAUCUAGUCAAAUAAAGAAAUAGGAUUUUACAAAACAUGUACGGUGUAACAAUAUUUAAAACGCGUCAAUUUUACAAGUUUUGAAUGUAUUUGCACGUUUUGUUUUUUGAGUGGCUGUGCAUCUCUAUGCCUCCAGGUUCACAAUGUCCAAGAAAGAAAACAUGCAAUGUGACCAAGUUAAAAAGUGUAAAGAAUGCAAACGUAAAGCAAGCAUUUAGUGCAAUGUCAUGUCAAGUACGCAUUUAUUGUCAUUUCAACCAUGUACAGUACAGUGAAGCAGAACAAGUCCAGUGUCAGUCCAGUCUCUUAGUAUUAAGUAGUCAUAUGGCUUGUGGAAAGAAACUGGUGUGUGUGUGAUCAGCCACAGUGACUUUGUGGAUGCAACAUGUGGUGUAAAUGUCCAUGAUGGAUUGUAGAGAAAUCCCAAUGAUGAUCUCAGCUGUCCUCACUAUGCACUGUAGGGUCUGGUGAUCUGAAAAGGUGCGAUUCCCAAACCAGGCGGUGGUUCUCUCUGAAGAACGUUGUGAGGAUGUGUGGUGUGACCUGGGCCUUCUCCAGCAUCCUCAAGAAGUAGAAGUGCUGCUGGACUUUUUGUUAUUAAGUUGGUGUUGGAGGACCAGGACUUGUUUUCUAACUUUGUAACGUUUUUUUGGAAAAUGGAAAAAAUUUGAAAAUCCCGUAGGUCUGGAUCUUUUAAGGGAAAUCUCUGGAUCCCAAUUUGGAGGGUGAGGAAUGGUGCUAGACUUACUCCCGUGGGGUUUAAUCACACCUGGCAACUAUUUUUUGUCGCUGUGUGGUUCAUGGAGGGCGCUGAUUGGUGCCGGUGAUUGUAUUAAUUUACAUAGUAGGCGGGGAUUAACAAGUUUAUCCGUCCUCAUGAUGCAAUUUGCUCGAGCUGUUACUUUUUUACUGGAAAGAAAGUGUGCUCGGGUUAUUUACAGCAAACUGUAGAUUUUCCGGAGGUUAAAAGGAGCUUGAAGUAAAUUUGCAGAGUGUUUUUAUUUGAACUUUGUAAGGCUUGUCAUUACUGCUGAAGGAGUUGCUGAGUUCGGCGGAGUGAGUGACAGUGUAGCGCGGAUCAUUACAGCGCCGAUGGCGGAAGUGUUUGCGGGGCGCGCGCUCCUGAAUAAAGAAGGAGACGUGGUGGACCCGGAAGAGGCGCUCCGGAAUAAAGUGGUCGGCUUGUAUUUUUCCGCCGGAUGGUGUCCUCCGUGCCGCGACUUCACCCCGCUGCUGUGCGAUUUCUACACCGAACUGGUGGAAGAAAGCGAACCGCCGGCUCAGUUCGAAAUCGUUUUCAUAUCCUCCGAUAAAUCCGCCGAGGACAUGGCGGAAUACUAUCACGACCUGCACGGGGACUGGCUCGCGCUGCCAUGGAGCGACCAGUACAAGCACGAGCUGAAGACGAGGUACAACAUCACAGCUGUGCCCAAGCUGGUGAUCGUGAAGCAGAACGGGCAGAUGAUCACGGACAAAGGCAGGAAGCAGAUCCGAGAUCAGGGACUGGCUUGCUUCAGGAACUGGCUGGAAGUUGCUGAAAUCUUCCAGAACUUCAAAUGCUAGUGAAUUAUUCUAUAUCAAGUUUUCUUUUGCAAUGGGCUAGAAAAUAAAUGUUACAUAUUGCACUUUAACGGGGGGGUCUAGAGAUUUUAUAACUGCUUUAUAAAUUAUUAUUGUAUUAUAAAUUUUUUUUUUUUUUUUACAUGCUUUUGCUAGAAGUUAAUGUGUGUUAAUAUAAAGAGAGGUUUCUCUCAGUUGUAGGAUUGCGGAUAAGUGUAUGUUGUAUCGAGGACUGUCGUUACACUGGUACUCAGGGACUGUUUUGUCUAGCAUUGUCAUGGUGCUUCGGAUUCCCCAGCGUUUCAUUAAAACACUAUGAUGUGAA